Molecule: messenger RNA, 750 nt
Organism: Paraphaeosphaeria sporulosa
Lineage: Eukaryota; Fungi; Ascomycota; Dothideomycetes; Pleosporales; Didymosphaeriaceae
Exons: 3
Coding region: 1-750 (249 amino acids)
Source: RefSeq, a predicted model, not a curated record
AUGUCCGUAACAAGAUCAGCAUUCGUGCUUAGCUUUGCAUUGCUUACGCAUGGUCAAUACGGCCCUGGCGGUCAAUAUGGACCUGACGGUAGUAACGAAGGCUAUUCUAGCGCUUUCAACGGAGGGGGGAGCAGUUCCUCUAACAACGGUGGCUUCAUUUCAGGUAAUGGAAUUUUGGGAGGAAAUACUGCACUUAUCGCACAUGGCGUCCUCGCGUCGUUCGCAUUCGUAAUCCUCUUUCCCACGGGUUCGAUACUCAUUCGGUUGGCGUCUUUCAAGGGCGUUUGGCUUGUCCACGGCCUCUUUCAAAUCUUCGCAUAUCUCGUGUACAUCGCAGCCUUCGCCUUAGGAGUCUGGAUGACGCAACAAGCCCCCGCACAAGCCAACCUCAUCGGGCGAUACCAUCCGAUCAUUGGCAUAGUGCUCUUUGUCGUCUUGUUCAUUCAGCCAGUUCUCGGCUUGAUCCACCACUUCCGAUAUAAGAAAGUCGGACGCCGCACUUUCUGGUCGUACGGACAUCUCUGGCUGGGACGACUACUCAUUCCACUAGGAAUGAUCAAUGGCGGACUCGGUCUGUUGCUGGCAACUGAAACUGGCUACGGUCGGCCGACGACUGGCCAGAUUAUCCCUUAUGGUGUAGUCGCAGGUAUCACGUCGUUAUUAUGGCUGAAAGCCGCCAUUGUUGGGGAACGAAGGAGGACUAAAGCGCAGGAGGUGCCAGUGGGAGUAUACAAGGAGCAGUACGCUUGA